AGUGGGGGAGGGGGAGGGGGAGGGAUCAGACCGCGCUCGGCGGUUCCGUCUGCGGGAUGUAAUAUGCGGAUCUUUUGGCCGUGUGUGUGGCGCGGGAAUCUUGCAAUGUCAAUGUCACCCACCCCACGGGAUGAAUCGGCAUCACCGUGCGCUGCACGUGUCUUCAGCAACCGUUAUCGUUAGUCCGACCACCGCAGGGUUCAGCCCAAAGUGAAUGAGGGGGAAACAAUCAAGACGGGCCGACGGGUGACCACUCACCGAGCGAGCACGUUUAGCAUGCCGUUCGAUCCAUCCGAUGUAUGGCGGCAUAAACGUCAGGGACAGGGGAGGGGAUCCCCGGCCUGCGAGAGUUUCCCCUCCCCCCCCAGUCCUGGCUUGCUGCGGUCUGCCUGCAGCAAAAAACGGUACUGAUGCAGGCAUGUCCGGUUCGGCGAGAUAUGUAAAUAAGAUGUUCGGGGGGUCCUGCGUUGGAUGGCGGGCGCCCCCUUCGUCUUUAGGCCUGUCAAGAGAGACGCCUUCAUCUUGUCUUGUCGUUCCUUUGGAAAGGGGGCUUCUUUUGCUGCUUUUCACCGACGACUCAUCUCAACCUCCCCCAAGAUGCGUUGCGCCACUCUCGCCGCCCUCUUCGCGGCGACCGCUCGCGCCGCCGUCGUCGACACCCGGGCGACGGCGACGUCCACCAACGCCUCCUCCUCCUCCGUCACGGACGGCGGCUGGGAGACGAGGUACACCGCCACGGGCGCCGCGGACGUUGCUGCUGCGGCCGCGACGGCCAAGACGAGCAGCCUGACGAGCAACGUCACGGGCAAGGCUUUCGACCGGUUUGUUAUAAUCUGGAACGAGAACACCGACUACGAAAAGGCUCGCGGUGAUCCCAACCUGUCCUGGCUGGCCGAGAAGGGCAUCUUGCUGGACAACAACUUCGCCGUCACGCACCCCUCGCAGCCCAACUACUUCGCCUCGGUCUGCGGCGACUACCUGGGCAUGCAGAACGACGACUUCAACCGGGCCGACCGCAACGUGUCAACCGUCUUCGACCUGCUCGACACCCGGGGCAUCUCCUGGGGCGCCUACAUGGAGGACAUGCCCUUCUCGGGCUUCGAGGGCGUGGCCUGGGUGAACCGGCAGAACGGCGCCAACGACUACGUGCGCAAGCACAACCCGCCGGUCCUCUUCGACAGCGUCGCGUCGUCGGAGCAGCGCCUGUCGCAGAUCAAGAACGUCUCCAUGACGCAGCCGGGGCGGUCCCAGUUCCACGCCGACCUCGCGGCCGACGCGCUGCCGCAGUGGGUCUGGGUCACGCCCAACAUGACGAGCGACGGCCACGACACCUCGGUCACGGUCGCCGGCUCGUGGACGCGCCGCUUCCUCGAGCCCCUGCUCGCCGACGCCAGGUUCAUGCGCAACACGCUCGUGCUCGUCACCUUUGACGAGAACGAGUCGUACGCCCGCCAGAACCGCGUCCUCGGCAUCCUGCUCGGCGACGCCGUGCCCCGCGCCCUCGUCAACACCACCGACCCGUCCUUCUACAACCACUACUCGGAGCUCGCCACCGUCCAGGCCAACUGGGACCUCCCGAGCCUCGGCCGGUGGGACGUCGGCGCCAACGUCUACCGCUGGGUGGCCGAGAAGACCGGCAGCGUCGUCCGCCAGUGGAGCGCCGCGGCGGCGGUGCCCGACCGCUUCUGGAACCAGUCGUACGCCGGCUUCCUCAACACCGACGCCCCCGCGCGCUACCCCAAGCCGAACCUGGCGCUCGGGAAAAACGCCGCCGGGAAGGGGGUCCUCGACUCGGUGAAGCAGACCUGGAAGGACAGCACGGCUCCUACGUACUACGAAGACACCAUCCACGUCCCCGACGGGCUUAACCCGCCGAAUGGCUACGCGGCCUGAGUGGUUGACUUGAUAGAGUGAUACGAAGACAAUGACCAACUUUCUGGUACUGCCUGAUAGUAUAUAGUAUGCCGUUAAUAUACGUAAUUCUUUCACUCACGCGGACUUGUCGUCAUGACUUUGGUCGAAGUUUUGUUUUUAAUCGAUUCUCGCACCUAGUGUCACUCAUCACCG
This is a messenger RNA of Colletotrichum navitas, 2067 nucleotides long. Its product is annotated as phosphoesterase. The transcript has 2 exons. The record is from RefSeq and is a predicted model, not a curated record. Lineage: Eukaryota; Fungi; Ascomycota; Sordariomycetes; Glomerellales; Glomerellaceae. Gene Ontology annotation, biological process: phospholipid catabolic process. Gene Ontology annotation, molecular function: hydrolase activity, acting on ester bonds. Bases 472 to 1893 code for a protein of 473 amino acids.